AUUAAAGAAUCUUCACCUAUUCAUCUCCCAUUAGUCCACACGGUUGCGCCCCCCCCUGGCCGCCUUAUUACCCCGUGCCAUUCAACCAUGCAGCCUAACAAUUGCUGAAUAAAAUCCACAACCCACACCAUAUCAUAUCAUUUACUUCCCCUCCCUUCCCUUCAUGUCCCCCUAUUAACUUCUGCUUCUGCCGUCCUCGGCCACGCCGCCCCCACCAUGCAUCUCAACCGCCACCUCUGCUUCAUUUUGCCUGCAGAGCUUGAUGAAGUCAAACCAUACAAUCACCCCCCACUCCCUCCAUCAUCUGCAAAGAAAGAAAACUGGCCUCUGCGAGCUCGGACCUGCCGGGAUCAAAUUCUCGCCCUCAUCCGCCGGUUACUACAUUCCUACCGCGACUCAAAAUGGAUCAGUUUUUGCAGGUGUGGCAAGCCGCGGAAGAAACAGCACUGUGGUGUGUUCUAUGAUGCAGACGGGGCAGAACUUUUGGACAAGGUUGGGUAUGACAACCCGAGGAUCUUUAGCUUUGCAGAGCUUUACAUUGGGUCUAGAGGAUUUAGCGAGGAUGAAGUGCUGGGGAGUGGUGGCUUCGGCAAAGUGUACAGAGCAGUUCUACCCAGCGAUGGUACUGUUGUUGCGGUGAAGUGCUUGGCAGAGAGAGGGGAGCAGUUUGAGAAGACUUUCGCUGCGGAGUUGGUUGCAGUGGCCCAUCUCCGACACCGGAAUCUUGUCCGGCUAAGGGGAUGGUGUGUUCAUGAAGAUCAGUUACUCCUGGUCUAUGAUUACAUGCCUAACCGCAGCCUUGACCGGAUUCUUUUCCGAAGACCAGAAAACGUGCAGCCUGUGCUUCUUGGCUGGGAGCGCAGGCGGAAAAUACUCGGUGGCUUAGCAGCUGCACUGCAUUAUCUCCACGAACAACUCGACACUCAGAUCAUUCACCGGGAUGUGAAAACAAGCAACAUAAUGCUCGACGUCCACUAUAAUGCCAGGCUUGGAGACUUUGGCCUUGCCCGGUGGCUAGAACAUGAACUCAAAUGUCGAACUGAGACACCAUCAAUGAAAAAUCCCCAGUUCCGGCUAGCAGAGACUACCAGAAUUGGUGGCACAAUUGGUUAUUUGCCUCCAGAGGGCUUCCAGAGGCGAAACACUGCCACGGCAAAAUCUGAUGUUUUCAGCUUUGGGAUAGUUGUGUUGGAGGUGGUUUCAGGGCGACGAGCAGUAGAUCUCACGUACCCAGAUGAUCAGAUAAUUUUGCUCGACUACAUCAGACGGCUCUCUGAUGAGGGGAAGCUUUUACAAGUCGGGGAUAGUCGACUGCCCGAUGGAUCUUACAGGCUUGCAGACAUGGAACACUUGAUUCAUCUUGGACUCCUCUGCACGCUCCACCACCCACAAUCACGGCCAAAUAUGAAGUGGGUUGUAGAAGCACUUUCAGGUAGUGUUCAUGGAAAGUUGCCAGCACUUCCGUCUUUCCAGUCCCACCCUCCAUACAUCUCUUUAUCAUCCAAAACCAACACCAGCACCAGCAACAUAACACAAUCUGGGUCUUUGACCACUGUGACCACCAGCACAACUACAACCACAUCCAUUUCCUCCAAUUAUGUCACGGCCACAGGUAAAACCAUAUAUAACACUGCAGAAAACGGGAGCAGUAAUGUCACCUCAUCAAACAAUAGUCCCCCUAGAUCACCCACUUUCCCCGUAGUGGAAUCCCCACAAGAAAUUUCCUACAAGGAAAUCAUUUUGGCCACAAACAACUUCUCAGAUUCUCAGAGGGUAGCAGAGGUGGACUUUGGAACCGCCUACCAUGGUGUCCUUCACAAUCGUCACAUCCUGAUUAAGAGGCUUGGCAUGAAGACAUGCCCAGCAUUGAGGGCACGAUUCUCAAAUGAGCUUCAGAACUUAGGACGGCUCCGCCACCGGAACCUCGUACAGCUCCGCGGAUGGUGCACUGAGCAAGGAGAGAUGCUUGUGGUGUAUGAUUACUCAGCAAAUAACCUUUUAAGUCACCUUCUUUUCCAUCAUGAUUACAAGAAUGGUCAUUCCAUCCUGCAAUGGCGUCACAGAUACAACAUAAUCAAAUCGCUCGCUUUGGCCAUUCUUUAUCUACAUGAAGAAUGGGAUGAACAAGUUAUCCACAGAAACAUUACCUCUUCUGCUGUUGUUCUUGAUCCAGAUAUGAACCCCAGGCUCAGUAGCUUUGCCCUGGCAGAAUUUUUAACACGAAAUGAACACGGCCAUCACGCAGUUACAGGGGGAAACAAAUCAGUUCGUGGGAUUUUUGGUUACAUGUCACCAGAAUAUAUAGAAUCUGGCGAAGCAACACCAUUUGCUGAUAUUUACAGCUUUGGCAUAGUAGUGCUUGAGGUGGUUACAGGACAGAUGGCAGUUGAUUUCCGGCGGCCUGAAGUCUUAUUGGUAAAAAGGAUCCGUGAAUUUGAGAGACGGAAAAAACCAUUGGAGGAACUGGCAGAUUGGAGGUUGAACGGUCAGUAUGAUCCCAAGGAACUUGUGAGGCUAGUAAAAUUAGGAAUGGCAUGCACAUGCUCAAACCCAAAAACAAGACCAAGCAUGAGGCAGAUUGCAAGCAUACUUGAUGGAAAUGAUGAAUGUUUCAUGGAAGAAGGGCGAAGGAAGGAGAAAAUGGAGGAAUGGAAACAAAGAAAUGCUUCUUCUCUGUCACUGAUUUGGAGUAUCCAAGCUCUAGGUAUACAAUGAAACUAGCCCAAGCAACAUAACAGUGUAACAAAUGGAUAGGUGAUGUAUAUUGCGUUUCGUUUUGUUUUGUUUUUACUUUUUUCUUCUUUUUCCUGUCUUUUUACUGAUAUUUGAGUGUAUUUCUAUAUCUUUAUCUUUCUUUUUCCCUCCA
Messenger RNA from Malania oleifera, 2866 nucleotides. RefSeq names its product receptor like protein kinase S.2. The record is from RefSeq and is a predicted model, not a curated record. NCBI's taxonomy places the organism in Eukaryota, Viridiplantae, Streptophyta, Magnoliopsida, Santalales, Ximeniaceae. Gene Ontology annotation, biological process: protein phosphorylation. Gene Ontology annotation, cellular component: plasma membrane. Gene Ontology annotation, molecular function: protein kinase activity; ATP binding. The coding region runs from base 217 to 2715 and encodes 832 amino acids. The transcript has a single exon.